CAGAUGGCCUCCUGCAAAGCCUCGUACGGCAGCUACUGUUGUGUACCGUGGUGCACAAACGGAAGAACGCGAAAGAAGCCCGGAAACCACUUUUUUCGAAUCCCACGGGACCACAGGUUUGCUGCGUUAAGAGUUAUCAGCUCUCAAAUGUCGACGGAAUGGGUGACAUACACCCGAAGGGCUGACCUUAUGGAAAAGCCAGUCAAUCUAUUGUACACAGCAUACAAGAUUUGCAGUGACCAUUUUACUGCGCAAGACUUCAUGGACCCAGGGCACACACGGCUCACUAAAAUGGCCGUGCCAACAGUUAACUCAGGUGCGCAAUGGAACAGUUGCAGCACUAGCGCUAUCUUAAUGCACCUUCGCCGUGGUUAACGUAUGUGACAAUGUCUUCAUAAAAUAGUUAGCAAUAGCAGUUUUUGUAGCAUUAAUUGCAGCAUAAACCAGCAUCACGUGGACAUUUAUUUCUAUUUAAAUAUUUUAUAUUC
Molecule: messenger RNA, 488 nt
Organism: Dermacentor andersoni
Lineage: Eukaryota; Metazoa; Arthropoda; Arachnida; Ixodida; Ixodidae
Source: RefSeq, a predicted model, not a curated record